AUGCUCAAGCCCAAGGACCUGUGUCCCCGCGCGGGCACGCGCACCUUCCUGGACGCCAUGCAGGCCGGCAAGGUGCACCUGGCCCGCUUCGUGCUGGACGCGCUGGACCGCAGCAUCAUCGACUGCCGCGCGGAGCAGGGCCGCACGCCGCUGAUGGUGGCCGUGGGGCUGCCGGACCCCGCGCUGCGCGCGCGCUUCGUGCGGCUGCUGCUGGAGCAGGGCGCGGCCGUGAACCUGCGCGACGAGCGCGGCCGCACGGCGCUCAGCCUGGCGUGCGAGCGCGGCCACCUGGACGCCGUGCAGCUGCUCGUGCAGUUCAGCGGCGACCCCGAGGCGGCCGACGCGGCGGGCAACAGCCCCGUGAUGUGGGCGGCCGCCUGCGGCCACGGCGCCGUGCUCGAGUUCCUCGUGCGCUCCUUCCGCCGCCUCGGCCUGCGCCUGGACCGCACCAACCGCGCCGGCCUCACCGCGCUGCAGCUCGCCGCCUCCCGCGGCCACGGCGCCUGCGUGCAGGCGCUCACCGGGCCCUGGGGCCGCGCGGCGGCCGCGGCCGCGGCCCGCGGCGCCCGCUCCGACAGCCCGCCGCCGCCCGAGCGCCCGGCCCCGCCGCCCGCGCCCAGCCCCGAGCGCCGACGGCCCAGCCCCCGCCGCCUGCCGCGCCCGCUGCUGGCGCGCUUCGCGCGGGCGCCCGCCGGCCCCGGCCCCGGCCCCGGCCCCGGCCCCGGGGGCGACGCCAAGGGCGCGGGCCGCCCCCGGGCCCCGGGCGGCGAGCGGCCCGAGCUGGGCCGGAGCCUGAGCCUGGCGCUCGGGGCCGUGACGGAGGAGGAGACGGCGCGCCUGCGGGCCGGGGCUCGGCGGGCCCGGCCGGACUCACCCCGGGCGGGGACGGGGCGGUGGCGCUCGCAGGAGGGGCUGCGGGGGGCGCCGCUCGCCCUGGCGCCCGCCGGCCUCAGCCCCCACCCCGAGGGCCCCCCGGGCUCCGGCCGCCUGGGCCUGCGCCGCCGGUCCACGGCCCCCGACAUCCCCAGCCUGGUCGGGGACGCCCCCGACGCCGGCCCGGAGCCGGAGCCGGCGCCCCACGCGGUGCCCCAGCCCCGGCCGGCGGGCGCCGAGGCGGUGGGGCUCACGCCGGCCCCGCGGUAA
Perognathus longimembris pacificus (Pacific pocket mouse) is the source of this 1143-nucleotide messenger RNA. It is a transcript of the gene Ankrd63, whose product is annotated as ankyrin repeat domain 63. The record is from RefSeq and is a predicted model, not a curated record. The transcript has a single exon. Lineage: Eukaryota; Metazoa; Chordata; Mammalia; Rodentia; Heteromyidae. Gene Ontology annotation, molecular function: protein binding. Bases 1 to 1143 code for a protein of 380 amino acids.